AUGUCGAACAACGAUCUUCAAGCUCUCUUUGCCAACUUGAAGCCCAAGGCUCGCGAUUCGCCUGCGCCUUCCCAAGCUUCCAAUGGCCUCAGCACCGGCGGGUUCCCUCCUCAGUCUGCAGGUACUGCCCAGCCAUUGCCUUCGACACCGCCGCCGCCUUUUGCUUCGUUCGGAAACGUUCGCUCGCAAGCUGCUUUGCCUUCACAAGGAGGUGCUGGCCCCACCGUCACAGCUCAAUCACUUCUAAAUCUGCUCAACUUCGGAGCCUCGUCUCAAGCUUCAGCCAAUGUCGAGGCGACCUCCCCUGCCCUUCCUCCUGCUCCUGCUCCUGUCGUCGCUCAGACGGCGAGCAGCCAGAACGGUGUGCCAAAACCAGAAGAAGGAGGAAAUACCGCCCGCGGUCCGUCGCUGUCAGCUUCCGAUCUUGUGGCAAAAUUCAUGAGUCCACCUCCAGCUGGACCAUCAGCCGCCCCCAAGUCCCCAUUCAACUUGGAAGAUCAAGGAGGAGGCGGCGAUUUGCAACCGCCUGCCACGGCUCAGAAUGCAUCCCAGGACGCUCUGCUUAAGCUCCUCAGCAAAGCCCAGCCGGGGAACCUAGGCCGACAAAUAUCUGUGGAAAGAGUUCGGCCUAAACAAUCCGAGCCUGAGCCCGAACAACCCAAUCUCCCAACUCCAGACGCCGUCAGUCUUCCUGUACGUCUGUUUGGAGCAUCCCCAGCCGCGACCGCAGACCAAGAGCAGAGUGGUUCGAAGCCAGCGGUCGCGUCUGGUGCCGAGAACAAGCCGCUCUUCACCUAUGUCAAUCCAUUCGAGGCGCUCCAGGCUUCCCGUUCGCAGACCCCGAAGACGAGGACUCCUGUUCCGGCGCUCAGUGCUUCUGAUAUCCCAGUGCAGAGCAUAGAGUCUGUUCAUGAUACCAUUCAGGAUGCAGCUCCACCGGUGGCUACCCCAGAGCAAGUUGCGAAGAGGAAGAUUCUAACACCUACACCUCGUCUACCAUCCACGAGUAGGCAGGGCACUCUUUCUCGAGAGCCUUCGGUAGCCGUACCAGAGAAGGAGAUCAAGAUCGAGAAGACCGAGAAGGAGAAACGAGAGCAACUUGAAAGACUGUUCGGGGUGACGAAGCCUCCCGUUGCUGACACCGCUGAAGUUUCCGUCAAGCCUGAAGCUGCAGUGGAGCCGAGCAAUGGCAUUCAGCACGACUAUCUUGCCGACAAGCCAACUGAAGGAGAUCCCAAUGGUGGGGAUGAAUGGGAAGAUGCGGAAGAAUCCCCUUCCAAAGAACCCGGCGAGCGGGUCGUUCCUGUCUACAAUUUCCCGAUCAAACCAUUCGUGUCUAUCUCCAUGAAGUUGGACAAACCAUCUGAUGUAUCAGUUCGCGAUGACGGCGUUAUGGAGAUUUCACGUCUGAAAAAGGAUUUUGAUCAGCUUGACCGUUCCCUCGCAGUGGCCACGGCCAAGUAUAUCACCUAUGCUCUCGUGAAGAGUGGUGGCAUGCGAAUCAUUCGGCAGGAUGAUGGCAGUGAUCGACAGGUUUUCAAGAAUUCUCAUGAUCGCAUAUUCAAUGUCGCUUUCUGUACUACCUCACUGAAUGGACCUGUGUCUGACGAGCAGGCCGUUCUUGGGACGGGUGUCAGCGGAGCCGUCUAUUAUGCCACCAUUCAAAAGGAAGGUAACGAUCUCUUUGAGAAGAAUGAGCUUGAGUCUGAGAGCCUCAUUUUCCCUCCUUACCCGCCAGCAGAUGAGAAUACGGCUGGAGGUGUUCUCAAAACCCGUGCCAAGCGAAGCUCAAGACAUCCGGAGUUCUUUGCCAUUGGUAGAGGAAAGUCAAUCCAUCUGGUUUGGCCUGCAACUGCUCUUUCUCCACGCUACGGUGUUGACGAGAGCAAUCGUCGUGUCGACGUAGACAAGCUAUUCUCCGAGCGAGCGUUCCAGAUCUCCACCGGUAAGGCCGGCAAGGAUUUCACUUUCAGUGAAGACGACAGCCUGAUUGUGUCCUUGGACAAGACUGGCAGGUUGCGGUUCUGGGAUAUCCGCAAGUUGAUAGAGGAGUCGAAUGCAACUGCUGCUCACGAUGCCGGUCUCACUGUUGAUACGCCACUGCUAUCAUUGUCUACAGCUUCACCCGCAGAAAAAUCAUGGCCUACAUCGGUGCUCUUCGUGGACAAGGCCCGUCCCUAUCUUAAGGGGGGUGCUUUGCGGUACGUGCUGGUCGGUUUGAGACAGAAUCAUACAUUGCAGCUUUGGGAUAUUGCUCUCGGAAAAGCCGUCCAGGAGAUCAACUUUCCUCAUGAGAACGAGACCGACGGCAUUUGCAGCGUCAACUAUCAUCCCAACAGUGGCAUCAUUGUGGUCGGUCACCCUACCCGAAACUCGCUCUUCUUUAUCCACCUUUCGGCUCCUCGAUACACGCUUAGCUCCUCUUAUUCGCAAGCUGCCUUUGUUCAACGCAUUGCAUUGAAAGAUCCGGAACUCCCCAAGCCAGAAUCCACGGCCUGCAUGAGCGGCAUCCGUGAAAUCUCGUUCUCUGGACGCGGUCAACUUAGAAGCGUGGAGUUGUUGCCCAUAUACCGAGGGACGGAUGACAAAAAGACAAUCGACGAGAAAGCUGCGCUUUUCGAACUCUAUGUGGUCCACUCAAAAGGCGUGACUUGCUUAACCAUCAACAAGGAAGAUCUUGGCUGGAAUGCGGAGAGUAAAGUCAUACACGGUGUUAGCGCAGCCGACGAAGGCCUCAUCAGUCUGAAGGAACUGCGACUUGGAAGUGUCAUUGAAGAAAGUCAAUCAAGUAAGGUUCCCGUUGAAGAACCACCACAGUCCUCCAAGACGUCCAAGAAGAAGGCUGCUAAGAAGGCUGAAACUUCUGCUGAGCGUAUCGAAGCUGCGCAGUCAGAAGGGCAAGAACCACCUAAAGCUGCUUCUGCAUCCCUCACCGUUCCCGAACCUCAAGCUGAACCAGUAUCGGCCGAGGGCACAUCAAGCAAGCAGAGCAAGAAGAGCAAAAAGAAGGCAGGACACUCCACAGAGCUCAGUGCUUCCGACAAGCCAUCUUCACGCACGUCCUCGCCAACCAAGCAGCCGCCUAUAUCUGCCCAGGCUGCUGUUGAGCCAGGCCCCACACCAUCCGAGGAUCCUUCCGCCAGACAGCCUAGUUCCGCAGCUGGUGAAGCCGUCUCCGUAGGCAUCUCGGGUGACUGGCUUGAUAAAGAGCUCAAAAAGGUGGAGCGUGGCGUAGCGGGAGAGUUCCGUAAAGAGAUGAAUGUUUUGUACCAGAACAUCCAGAAUGACCGAGUCGUGCAGGACUCGUCGAACGUUGCACGUCAAGAGGCUCUCUUGCGUCUGGUGUCUACCACCUUGACCAACAACGUUGACAAAGCCAUGUCACGCAUUUUGACUGCACAGAUGCAACAUACCAUGGUCCCGGCUGUCACUAGUGCCACUGUGCAAGCUGUCAGCAGCCAGGUGGGAGACGCCGUUCAGAAAUCCCUUCAAUCACUGGUGCCGCAAGAAUUGGGUGCUCGACUGCCGAUUGCUAUAAACGCGGCUCUGCAGAGUCCUCAGAUGAGCCGAACCAUUGCAGAUACAAUUUCCCAGAAAAUUUCGAAGCAGACGGAGGUGCAGCUUGUGGAAAUGCUACAGAAACAGAUUGUGCCGGCAUUCACGACGCUUGCGGUGUCUGCAGCUGAAAAAGCCGCAUCUGAUGUCGAGCUUCGGCUUCGCAAAGAGAUCCACCAGCUAGAGACCGCUAGGCAACAUGACAUGGAUCGGCUGGAAAAGCUUGGUCAAGUUCUCCAGGCUACCACAGAUACACUGCAACAGAUGUCCAACUCUCAGGUCGCAUUCCAAAAUCAAAUCUUGAAAGACCGGCGUCAACUGGCUGCUCUUGGAGAGACCAGCACCCCUGGCGGAUCACUUCAAGUGUCAACGGCGCGUAUGACUCCAUCGCCACAAAGUCUUGGUCACCAGAGCAUGCCUAAACAGAAGACCAAGGAGGAAGCUGAGUUUGACGAGAUCACCGGCUUGAUGAAUGAUGGACGUUACGAGGAAGGCUCUAUCAAAUGGCUUCAAUCCGGCCAGCCGGUUGAGCUUUUCGACAAACUCUUCAUUCAUUACACGCCUGAGUAUCUUGCUACGGAUGUAUCACCUCUUAUUGCGUUCUCGAUUGCUAUCACAAUUGGCAACUCUCUGGGCACGAAUACUGCUCGGAGACUUGAAUGGAUCUUGGCAGCUUUCAAUGCGGUCGACGUUUCGGAUCCCGAGAUAGCGGAUUUAGCACAGCAUGCUCCCGCGCUUUUGACGUCGCUUAUUGCAAAGCUUGAAAGUCUGUACAUGACGAUUGCAGAGCGUGAUGCCAGAGACCCUGCUCUACAGCUCAUGCCGUUGGUUUCGAGAAGGGCGAAAGAUCUGAGAGCGGCAUUGCUAGGCGCAGUCGCGGUAGUGCUUUGUCUUCUUCACACCAAGUCAACUCAGGCCGCCCCGGCCCCGGCGCCCCACACCAGCCCGACACCCCAAUAUUCCAACUCGACGACUCCUCAUACUACUCCCCUAGAGACGGUUUGGGACCACGGCUCCAUCUGCGACUACUGGACCGAAUCAGAAGAGAACGAUGGAUACUACAGGCUCAAAGCCCGAUGCGACUACGUCGGCCGCGGUACAAAGAUCGCGUUCAGCCUGACCCUGAACAACCACGUGUUCUCCACCGAGCAGAUAGGUAUCCACGACGUGAACAAGGUCAUCCAGAGCCCGGCAUUCGGCUCGGACAAGACGGCCCAGCAGCUCAAGUUCCGAACGCACUUGAGCAUCUCGGGCGGACCGGACAUGGGCACCUGUCGCUGUAAGCUUGUCGAUGAUACGACGCAAAAUACGGUGUGGGUACGUCAAUACGCCAACAUAAUGACCUGUACCGAUAUCAGCCCGUACCUCAGAGUACGUGCCGUUGUGGACUUCCCAAACGGCGCACUCAGUUUUUACUCGCCGUGGAUGACAACACCUGGCACGACCGAGACUCGACACGUAAAAUCGCUUGCGAAGCCCUCGGUCUAUGCUGAAUGGUCAUUGUGA
Exophiala spinifera is the source of this 5061-nucleotide messenger RNA. RefSeq lists its product as uncharacterized. The transcript has 3 exons. Gene Ontology annotation, cellular component: P-body. Gene Ontology annotation, molecular function: protein binding. Lineage: Eukaryota; Fungi; Ascomycota; Eurotiomycetes; Chaetothyriales; Herpotrichiellaceae. The record is from RefSeq and is a predicted model, not a curated record. Gene Ontology annotation, biological process: deadenylation-independent decapping of nuclear-transcribed mRNA. The coding region runs from base 1 to 5061 and encodes 1686 amino acids.